Molecule: messenger RNA, 1278 nt
Organism: Saccostrea cuccullata (small rock oyster)
Lineage: Eukaryota; Metazoa; Mollusca; Bivalvia; Ostreida; Ostreidae
Exons: 1
Coding region: 1-1278 (425 amino acids)
Molecular function (GO): nucleic acid binding
Source: RefSeq, a predicted model, not a curated record
AUGCUUGGAACUUUAGAUGCAAACAAGAAACAGAACUGGAAGUCACAUGUUGCAACUAUGGUACAUGCAUAUAACUGUACUAAACAUGAGUCGACAGGCCAGUCACCUUAUUUCCUCAUGUUUGGUCGAGAGCCGAAUUUGCCGGUGGAUAUAGCAUUUGGUCUAACUAGAGAAGACAAGAAAGAACCACAGACCAAGUAUAUUCAAGAAUUAAGAGAAAGACUACUGGAAGCAUAUAGAGUGGCGGCAGAACAGAUAAAAAGAGCUCAGAAGAAACAAAAAGACAGAUAUGACUUAAGAUCCAGAGGCACAGUAGUACAACCUGGUGAUAAAGUACUUGUCAAAAUUGUAGCCUUAGAUGGCAAGCAUAAACUGGCCAAUAAAUGGCAAGAUGAUAUAUAUGUAGUGAUAAAACAACCUAAUCCAGGGAUUCAUGUUUAUACAGUGAAGAAGCUGAAUGGUCAAGGCAAGGAAAGAACAUUACAUAGGAAUGUUUUAUUUCCUAUUAGGUUUAUAUCGGAGAAUAAUGUAGAUUCCACAAAGAUUUCAACACAUACUGAAAGGAAAACAAGACCAAUUCCAAAGCCAAGAACAAAACCUAAAACUAUAAUUCAUGAAAACUCAUCAUCAGAAGAGGAGGAUGCAGAAAAAGUAGUUGUAGUUACUGAGGAUAGUCUGACUCCACCCAGUCAUGACCAAGAUGUUCAGUUUUCUACUGAAAAUGUUGUAACGGAAGUAGAAGGAAGCACUUCAGAGACGGAUAUUGAUGGAACAAAGGAAACAGAAAACACCGGUGUUGAAGAGAAUAUAGGAGAUACUGUUGAUGAUAGUAUUGAAGAUACUGCUGUAGAUAAAGACAGUGUUGCAGAUGUUGAUGAAGAGAAUAUUCAGGAUGAUGAGUUACAUGGAACCCAGGCUAAUGAAGAAGAUAUCGAUUCAGAAGUUGGGGCUGAGGCUGAGGAACUUGAUUCUGCAGUCACAGCUGACACUGAAGUUGAAGCUGAGGCUGAGGAAAUUGAUUUUGCAGUUAAAGCUGAUACUGAAUUUGAGGACCAGGAAGAAGUUGAAGAAGAUGAAGUAGUCCCUAGGCGUUCAAUCAGAAAGAAAGGAAAGCCAAAGUGCAUGAAUACGGGUGAAGUUGUAUCGAAAUCUUCUAUAUCAAGAGAUCGAGUGUGGAAAGAAAAAGCUGACUAUGUUAUACAAUUGGUUCAGAAUGGUGUGAUUAAAGAGACACCAAAUUCUACAGAUGCAAUUUUACAAAUUAUUUUAAAAUCAUAA